Sceloporus undulatus (fence lizard) is the source of this 4513-nucleotide messenger RNA. RefSeq names its product BARX homeobox 2 (gene BARX2). Gene Ontology annotation, molecular function: DNA-binding transcription factor activity, RNA polymerase II-specific; RNA polymerase II transcription regulatory region sequence-specific DNA binding. Gene Ontology annotation, biological process: regulation of transcription by RNA polymerase II. Gene Ontology annotation, cellular component: nucleus. NCBI's taxonomy places the organism in Eukaryota, Metazoa, Chordata, Lepidosauria, Squamata, Phrynosomatidae. The record is from RefSeq and is a predicted model, not a curated record. The transcript has 4 exons. Bases 1 to 744 code for a protein of 247 amino acids.
AUGAUCGACGAGAUCCUGGCCAAGGAGACCUGCGACUACUUCGAGAAGCUCUCCCUCUACUCCGUCUGCCCUUCCGGGUCCCCCCGCCCCAAACCCCCCCACUCCUGCGCAGGCUCCCCUUCUCUGCGGGCUUAUCCCCUCAUCUCUGUCAUCACCAGGCAGCCCUCAGCCAUCUCCCACUUCAUCCCCUCAGCAAGCACCUCUCGGGUUCUCUCACCACAUCCACCUCCAGGGAGCACCUGCUCAGAGACCCCGGCCAGUGAAACCCAUGGGAGCAGCGAAUCAGAGACAGAGCAGCCCACUCCUCGCUUGAAAAAGCCCCGCCGGAGUCGGACCAUCUUUACAGAACUACAGCUCAUGGGACUGGAGAAGAAAUUCCAAAAACAGAAAUAUCUAUCCACGCCAGACAGGCUGGAUCUUGCCCAGUCCCUGGGUCUAACUCAACUCCAAGUGAAGACUUGGUACCAAAAUCGCAGAAUGAAAUGGAAGAAAAUGGUCCUGAAAGGUGGCCAAGAAGCUCCCACUAAGCCCAAAGGCCGUCCCAAGAAAAACUCCAUUCCAACUUCAGAAGAAAUUGAAGCAGAGGAAAAGAUGAACAGCCAGGCUCAGCAACAAGCUUUGGAGGAAGGCCAGGCCACAGAUGAGUGUGAGUCGACCAAAGAGCAAUUGGAUGCCUCCUUAGAGACACAGGAAUCUCCUAAACACACAGUGGAAACCUCCCAGGGGGAGACAGCUUCAAGUUAAAAGAGAGAAAGGAAGAAAUAACUCCAUCUCCAUCCCUCCCAAAGGACAGUGUAAAAACUGAAUUUGCCUGCACUUUGUGCCUUAAAAAACUGACUGGUUUGAUGGGUCACCAUGGGGCAAGGAAACUCAAUGUAAGUGGUGACCUAAUGUGAUUGGUGAAAAGGGGUUUCCUUUUUUCCCAUGUUGUGUGUACACCCCUCUCAUAGGUAUGUUGGAACUGGGGCUCCCCUCUGAAGGAGAUUGCAUGCUGUAAAAAUCUGAUGCUCUGGAGAUGGGCGAGGAACCCAGCUUCCCAUCGUAUUAUGAGAAGAGCUCUUUAAGAAUAGUACUGUGCUAGUGAGAUUGGCUCUUUCUCAUGCCAUUGUUAUCCUGAGCUCUGAAAUGAGUUCAGAGCAGCAGCUGCCAAAGAAUGAGAGAGCAUUCCUACCACCAGCAUAGUUUUUUUCCUGCAAGUAAAGCGUAACUGGUUAUGGGACAAAACCAGCAUUUUUGUGAGAUUUUUGUCAAACUUUGGGAUAUUGAUAUUCUACCAUACUACAACCGGAGUUAUUUUGGGGGAAGGGGAAAUAUACAGAUUUCAAACUCGCUUGGAAAACAGUUGUUUUCAUAAUGGAGGAACUCAGAGCCUUCUAAAAGGAAGCUUCCAAAAUGGCAGCCCUGAACAACUAUGAGCAGAAACAGAGAUAAGAGUGGUAGGAAGGGUGCCAGUUUGGCUGAAUGCAUUGGUUAGGAAUGGAUGCUUAGGAAUGGAUGCGGAAGCAAAAUUAGCUAAAGUUGCAGGAGCAAAAGGCUAUGGCUGCCUUAAGCUAUAAAGUGAACUGCCUAUAGUCCAAAACUCUAGUGCACUUGUAUUGUUCAGGAUGGCACUUUGAGUCAUCUGCCAAGACCCAUGCAUCUUCAAGAGGCUGCCUGUUAAGUCCCAGUGGGCUUUGCUGGUCUCUUCACUGUUACUGCUUAUUAAUCUGUCUUCUUGAACAAACAAGGACUGGCAUCCUGUUAGUGGCAUACACAGGCAUAAGUCUAUCAUAGGCUUGGGUGUUGUUGUUGUUGUUGGUGGUGGUGGUGGUGGUGGUGUUGUGAAGCUCUGCAUUCCCUUCUACCCUCAACAACAACUCAAGCCCUCCCCUAGACUUCUGACUGAGCUGCUGCAGCUACCCAGUAGCCAUUCUGCAGUUUGUACAGAAUAGGAAAGUGAAAGCCAAGAAGCCUAUUUGAGAAGGUUAUGUCCCAAUAGCCAUAUGUGAAAUGAUGACAGCAUCUGCUGAGAUCUGCUGAGACCUCCCUGUGUCUCCAGCAGAUGAUGUUAUCAUUCUACCUUUGUCUAUGGUGACAUAUAAGUUUAUCUUACUCCAUUUCCAGGCCGUUCUUGGCAUGGGAUGGGAUCGGCACAGAAGGAGUGAGAUGGGUGUUACCACACAGGAGAAUGCCGCCAAUGCUGUUGGGAGUCGCCAAGCCAUUCCCCAUCUGUGCUAUGGCAGCCUAUUUUGAACAACAAUUUUGAAUUGUUCUUCAAAACCAUCUGCCAUAGCAUGGAUGGGGAAUGACUUGGGGACUUCUGACAAUGGCAGCGGUGUUCUCCUGUGUGGUAACACCCAUUAUCACCCAUUCUGUGCCGAUCUCAUCCCUUGCCCAGAAUGGUCUGGAAAUGGCAGACUUUCCACCAGGCACAGAAUGGCUGUGCAGGGCUUCUGUGGAGCAACAGUAAAUCUUGGGAGUGUUGAAUGGCCCAACUGUGGCAUAGUUCCACAUGCCUGUCCCAUACAGGAUUUGAGACAAGCAGUACCACAAAAAAACUUCCAGAAUGGCAGUCCUGAACAACUAUGAGCAGAAACAGAGAUAAGAGUGGCAGGAAAGGGGCCACUUUGGCUGAAUGCAUUGGUUUGCAUUCCCUGGCAGUGGCGCAGAUAAGAAGGCUAUCCAACAGGCAACAAUCAGUGACAGUAUCAAGGAGGAGGCAUAUAUACUCAAUGGAUCACAGUAGGGAAUGUAGAAGGCAUCUUACCUAAUUGUUGUUGUUGUUGUGUGUGCCUUCAAGUCGUUUUUUGACUUAUAGUGACCCUAAGGCAGACCUAUCAUAGGGUUUUCUUGGCAAGUUUCUUUAGAUGGAAUUUGCCAUUGCCAUGCUCUGAGGCUGAGAGAGUGUGAUUUGCCCAACUUCACCCAGGGAUUCUUUUGCUCAAGCGGGGAAUCAAAACCUGAUCUCCAGAGUUGUAGUCCAAUUCCCAAACCACUACACCACACUAGCUCAUUCUGAUAGCCACCCCAAAUUUGCAGCCCAUAUUAAUAGCAUUCACCCACCUGCCAAAGAGAAGAUAGAAGGAUCCUUUGUGCCAAUAUAUCUGCAUAUGUGAGCAGCUUCUAAAUCUAGACUCAGGACUUCAGUUAAUAAAAGAAAGGGUAUCUACUCUUUGUCUGUGCAUGCUUUGUCUAUCUUAAGUCUACCCUUUGACCACCUUCUCUUCAGUAUCAUACACUAAAAACACAACAAGAGUGAAUGGGAGAGCAGGCCUGCAUCCAGUGUUGUACCUCCCUAAAAAGAGCCAUGAAAUUAGAAUACAACUAAAAGUCAAGUCACACUUUAAAGGCUGCAUCUUAUUGGUAAUCCUACCAAUCCGAAUUAGGUAAUCCUAGUUAGAGUUGGAUGAAACAUAUUUAUUUGAGCAAGCCUUUCUCGUUUCAUGCAGCCCAACAUCUGUUUCAUUGAUUUCGAAAAGAACUUGCAUGUUGAGUACUAUAUAUUUGUGUAUUGUGUAUAGCCUACAUUUGAUUGAUGGACAGUGCCUUGACAUUUUUGGUUAUAAGUGGUAUAUAAAUAUUUUGAAAUAAAAGAGAAUGGACCUAUUCAGUCAAUAGGAUUUACAUAUAGGCUAACUCACUAUUCAGCAGCUGAUUCCGUGAGUCUACUCUGGUUGGGACUACCAAUAGGAUUCAAGUCUGUAUUUUCAACUCAUACCUGGGCUAUAGUAGGGACAAAUGAAUCUCUCAAUUUCAUGCUCCUUUCUGACUAGUUCAGCCAUAAACCCAUCCCAUUCUAUUCCAUUUCUGAAUUAAUCUAUGAUUUAAAAGAAAAUCUGCAUGCAGAUUUGCAUUUCAAGAUUUCCCCUCAGAAUGUUUGGUUCUAACUGCAUUUUCUCUCAAAAUAUAUAUUGUAAAACACAUUUCAAUACAUGUUUGGAGCUGAGAUUUCUACUGGAAUAUUCUGGAAAUGCUGACCCAUGCAUAUCCCCCAACUUUCCUGAUUUGGCAGAAACAAUCCCAGUUAAUCCACUAUCCUUCCACUUUUCCCAGCUGCCUUUAAAAUGUCCCAGUUCCUCUUUCCUUCUCCCAUUUCUGCCCUCCUCCCAUUGAGCUCAGUUUACUUUACUUGCUUUAAACUGAGCUAAAAAUAUAAAAGUAACUUGUACACAAUGAAAUCAGCAAGAGAGAUAGAAGAGAAAUUUUGUCCUUCCCUGUAGGUCCCAGCAAAAGCAAACUGCAUCAGUCUAUCCGUUCUUAUAUUUUCUUCCUCACUGAUAACAUUGGCCACCCCAUGUCAGAGUUUUGUUCCAGUUUUCACAUGUGAAAUGUUGGAGGAUAUGUUCAUUCAGUUCAUUAAUUCCUGAGAUGUCACUAAGGUCAGUCUGAAUCAGAAUCUGCAAAGGUUUUGCAAAGGGCCUAUAGUUUACACACACUGAAGAAUAAAGCAGUAAGAAUCUUGAGAGCCUACCUUAGUCAGAAGGGUUUAUAUAAAUUAAUUUAACCAACCAACUAAACACGCAAUUCUAAGCAC